UCCAGGAUGGCACAUCAAUACAUGCCAUUGCCAGAAGUCUUAAGAGCAUGGAGGAGAUUCCAGGAGACAAGAGUAUGGAGGAGAUUCCAGGAGACAAGAGCAUGGAGGAGAUUCCAGGAGACAAGAGCAUGGAGGAGAUUCCAGGAGACAAGAGCAUGGAGGAGAUUCCAGGAGACAAGAGCAUGGAGGAGAUUCCAGGAGACAAGAGCAUGGAGGAGAUUCCAGGAGACAAGAGCAUGGAGGAGAUUCCAGGAGACAAGAGCAUGGAGGAGAUUCCAGGAGACAAGAGUAUGGAGGAGAUUUUGGGAGACAGGCAGUUACUGUAGGAAA
Messenger RNA from Staurois parvus, 330 nucleotides. The record is from the annotation of a GenBank genome assembly. Lineage: Eukaryota; Metazoa; Chordata; Amphibia; Anura; Ranidae.